Clarias gariepinus (North African catfish) is the source of this 1824-nucleotide messenger RNA. RefSeq names its product solute carrier family 51 subunit beta. The coding region runs from base 127 to 990 and encodes 287 amino acids. Gene Ontology annotation, biological process: bile acid and bile salt transport. The transcript is spliced from 6 exons. Gene Ontology annotation, molecular function: transmembrane transporter activity; protein heterodimerization activity. NCBI's taxonomy places the organism in Eukaryota, Metazoa, Chordata, Actinopteri, Siluriformes, Clariidae. The record is from RefSeq and is a predicted model, not a curated record. Gene Ontology annotation, cellular component: plasma membrane.
UCCCAUGUGAUCUUUGGAAGCUGUCUGCCUCAGUACAUCCAGCGCGUGUAGGUGUUUGUUCUGUUCCUGUUCAGAUUGACGCUUGAGCUGAGUUUUUCAGUGCUAGCAGUGGAUCAUCUUGCAGAAAUGCUGUGGGUGUGGAUAGCAUUGUGCUUUAUAUGGCAAGGAACAAGCAGCUUCAUGAUCCACAACGAUGUAGAAAGCCUGUGCCUUGAGGACUCGCUUGAAAAUGCUGGAGUUCAGUUAACGAGAUGCAGUUUGGACUCAGAGCUCCAGCAAUGGAUCUGGACAGAGCGAAUGUUCCUUAUGAAUGUACACACACAAAGGUGCCUGUCUGCUCUCCACAGUAACCCAAUCCAGACACUUAACUGUGAUGGUGAAGAUCAUCUGCAGUGGCAGUGUAUGAACCACAGGCUCAUCAGCCUGAGUCAUUCUCUGGAGCUAAGUGUGCACAGCGGAAGCCUGGCUCUAAACAAUAAAGGAAAAGGCAACAGGUGGAAGUCUCUGGAUCAAGGGGACAUCUGUCAGGAGAAGCUGAGAUCCAGAAGGGAUAGUGAGAUAGAGGUGCAUCCAACCGUGCCAGAGAAAGAGAGAGAGUAUCUCAGGUGGUUUUACCGCACUGAAGACUCAACAUCUUGGAAAUUUGCCAUGCUGACCUUGUCUGUCGUGGCCCUGCUUUUGGGCUGUAUGCUCUGUGUCAUGGGAAUGAUGGGUAACAAACAUCGAAAAGAAAUAGCCAAGUACAAGGCUGCGUCUCCUGCCACUGUCAAAGUGGAACUAGAGGAUCUUCAAGACUUUACUGAGAUCAAGGAGGACAAAAAGUCCUACACCGGCCAAACACUAGAUGGCCAACUAGACAGCAAAGCACCACUGGUUGGAGCUAGUGAGACUGAUGCGUUGAAGUCUGGUGAUAUUAUGGUCACAUGGAAAGAUGGAAAUGUCUCCACACUCUACUCUGAUUCUCAAGAGGAGGGUAAGGAGGACAAGUGAUGUGGGACUGAGAGACACAUCAAAUCGCAAAACUAAUUCCCAUUUUCUAACAUAACAUUUUUUAUAAAAAUUAACAUGUACAACGUUUAAGGGGAACUGCACAGAUAAGGACUUGCUCUAACUUGGGCUUGUUUUGCUCAUAAAUGCCUUUAAAUAAGACAAGACCUAAAUCCCAACUCAAUAAUUCGCAGUUGAUUUGUAGAUCAAGCCUAUUUGCUGUUUCCUACUAGUUCUGUAUCUGCUUAAAUGUGAAUAGGCAAAAGGUGCUGUUUAAUUUUCUACAAAAGCAGUUCUCACAAGUGUAUAUUAUUGCAUAAUUUUAAUAUGAUAUCAUUUAGCUAUGUAUCGAUCAUAACAGCUUAGUCAUAGGGACUUGGAUGGUGGAUGCUCCACAUUAUUAUGCUUGGAUUAUGUGGCGCAUCCACCAUACAGGCCCUUGUUUCAGUAUUUAACAAAUUGAAACAUGCACUAGUUGCUAUGGUGAAGCUCCAUAUAAUUAGACGUUUAUGAAAGGAGUCUCCAGUGUCAGCAUUUUGUAGAAGUCAAACAUUUUACCACCAUAUCUUUAGGACGGAUUAAAUUUUUGCAUGUCUUUGUUAACAUAACAAGCUGUAUUUUGUGUUUGCUUGUUUGAUUUUUACAAACUUUUGGCAUGAACAUUAUAUGUAACUAUAAACAGAUAAAAGUACACUAUGUGUUGUUUAAAAGUUCCAAUUGACAAAUUUUUGUGACAUGAAUGGAAUAGUACAGUUUGGCAUAAGUCGUGGUUACAUGUAUUACAUUGGUGUCUGUGUCCACUAUUUAUCCCCCAUUUCAUCAACUUCAAAUUAUAUA